AUGUCAACUGAAGAGCAUAUUUCCCAGGAAAUGAAAAUGCACACCAUGUCAGAUAUACGCGCUGGCGUCGUUGCUCCAGUUGGAAACAGCGAUGGAGUUUUUAUCGGAGAAGAACAGCAGUCUAGUUUUCGCCCGUUAACUUUUCUUGGUUCUUCAACAAAGAGUGCAGGAGCUGAAUUCCUGAAUGAUUAUACGCGGAACCCCAAUUGGCUUUCUUCCCUCAACAUGGCUGCUUCUAUUUCUGCGUGUGCAUCAAAAACUUCCAGCACACGAGACUCCGGCGUAGCAGUUCCUGCUGUCACGCAACCGCAGCUGUGUUUUUCUGACGGUUUCCAACUUCCGGCCGGUCCACCGGAGAAACUGCGGAGACUUGAUCCUACCGACCUCUUCUGGCAGGCUUAUCACAACAUUGGGAAUCUGAUGAUCUGCAACUGCAUCACUGUUCUGACGACUCAUCCGGUUGUCUUGGAACAUCUACGGGCAGCUGCCGAGAUGCUGUUGUGCCGGCACCAGACUUUGCGGUGCUCGAUCAACGACCGUGAUUCCCCCGAAGAACAGCAUCCGCAGGGUACCCACAAGGAGGGGGCUACUCAAGAUAAAAGUGAUCCUUCACAGGAAGACAAAAGCUUUGCAGGUCGGCUACGAACACUCUUCACUAGGGGAGCGGAUAGUCUCUGCUGCUCGUGCAGAAGAAGAAAAAGAAAAGUCUAUGUAUGGAAAGAUAAUCGCUCGUCAGCCCGCCUCGAUGUCGCAAUGGCGCGAUGGGAAUGCUCUGACGCAGAAAGUGCGAGAGAACGUUUUGGAACAAUGCAAGACGACGAGUGGGUCAAGGCAAUGGCUUUCGAGCAGAAUGUUGGUUUCGACACAUGUGGAGGUACGAAAGAAUCAUAG
Molecule: messenger RNA, 891 nt
Organism: Neospora caninum
Lineage: Eukaryota; Apicomplexa; Conoidasida; Eucoccidiorida; Sarcocystidae
Exons: 1
Coding region: 1-891 (296 amino acids)
Source: RefSeq, a predicted model, not a curated record